AUGAAUGAAGAAGAGUCCAAACAUGAAAUUGCUAACAUACCAUCUGCAUUAUUGAAUGGCAUCCGACCAAAAUAUCAACGAACCCAAAGCUAUUCUCUCAUCUGGACUAACACUGAUAUUGAUGAAACAAGCCCUGAGUAUCAAAACGUAUUAGUAAUGUUGCGUAGUGUUGUUAACAACGUGAUAGUCUGUACCGGACGAACACAAUGUAUUGAAUUCCUCAACGAUAUGGAUCAUGAAAACGUUAUCGUCAUCUGUGCUCUAGAAUUAGCAAAUCAGUUUGUGCCAAUACUACAUGGCAUGCCACAAGUAAAUGCCAUUUACAUAUUUGGUAGCGUUAAUUAUCGGCAUAAACCAUGGAUAGCAGAAUGGACAAAAAUUCAAGGCGAUUUCACUUCAAUUCCGUCUCUUCAUACAUCAUUAAAAAAGUUCACUUGCGAAUGUGACCACAAUUUGAUGCCAAUGAGCUUUGUUCCGAAACGUUUUCUGGCAGCAACUGCAGAAGUAGAAAAUCUUGUUCUAUUGGAACCUUUCUUUAAGUACUCCUUAUUAUUCAAUGAAAUUAUAUCAGAAAUGCACGAAGACGAUACCAAAUCGGUAAAAGAUCUUGUUUUCUAUUGCAGUAGCAAAGAUAUUUCCGAAUCCCAAUUGAAGUAUUUCCAGAAUCAAUACCAGCAAAAAUCGGCAGUUUCGUUGUACACUGAAGAUAUUUUUCUUCGUAGCAUGCUGAAUCAUGCCUUAUUUUCGUUCAAUAUGGAAAUUGUAGCGAGAAUGAGCUUUUUCAUUCGCAAACUCCAUCGACAACUUGAAGAGCUGCAUAAAGAACAAUCAAAUGCGUAUGCAAACGAGUUUAUUGUAUAUCGUGCUCAAGCAUUCACCGAACAGGCCUUUAAACAGUUGCUCGAUACGAAAGGUGGAUUCAUCGCAUUCAACAACUUCUUGUCUACAAAUAAAGAUAAAGAGGUAGCCAUUGACUUUGUUGAACGUGCAAUACGCAAAAAUAAUGACAUUUUUGGUGUCAUUUUUAUUAUGAAAAUCGAUCCAAGUAAAGUAUUGGCUACGGAUACUCCAUUUGCUCUUAUCGAUAAACACAAUGAUAUUCCUCAAGAAAAUGAAAUUCUUUUUACAAUGAAUACCGUUUUUCGUGUCGGUGAAAUCAAACAGGCAGUCAAUCAAAAUCGUCUCUGGAAAGUUCGAUUGGCUAUGGUAGAUGACAAUGAUACAGAACUUGCUAUGCUCACCCUUCGAAUGAAGGAAGGGAUCAGCUUCAAUGGAUGGUAUGAGCUAGGCCAAUGGAUGCUUCAUGUUGAUCUAUUUGAUCAAGCUGAAGAACUCUACGGUGAACUACUUGAGAAUGCUGCGAGUGACGAUGAUAAAAUAUGUAUCUAUCAUGAGCUAGCGAGAACCAAAGAGGGACCGAGACAAUAUGAAGAAGCAAUUAUGUUCCAUGAAAAAAAAGUUGAAAUUAAACAAAAAACUGCGUCGGCAGAUGAUCCUUCGUUGGCUCUAACCUACACUAUUAUUGGACAAUUGCAUGCUAACAUCGGUAACUACUCAAAAGCACUAGAGUUCUACAAAAAAUCUCAUAAUAUCUACAAAAAAACACUGCCACCAAAUCAUCCAGAUUUGGGUACUUCCUACAGUAACAUCGGUCAAGUAUACAGUGAAUUAGGUGAUUACUUGAAAUCUCGUGAAUAUUAUGACAAGGCGUAUAAAAUCUGGGAGAAAAUUCCACCUCCAAAUCUUCCUAACAAAUCUGAUUCAAAACAGGAUACUGGUCGUUUGUAUGAAACUAAGAAUUACGACUCGAAAAGGCGCCAAUUUUAUCAAAAAGUAGCUGCGCAUGCGCGACGCACAUUACCUACCAUUCGUCGGAAGCUCCAAGAUGGUCGAAAGGAGUUUCUAAAUCCGAAAAUAAAAGACUAG
Rotaria socialis is the source of this 1926-nucleotide messenger RNA. The record is from the annotation of a GenBank genome assembly. Lineage: Eukaryota; Metazoa; Rotifera; Eurotatoria; Philodinida; Philodinidae.